AUAUGAAACAGGGUAAAUCCCGGACACGUGGGGGAGAGCACUAAAGAGCUACCCCUCACUUACGUAUAGAUCGUGAUUAAUGGACUUAUUUGUUGUAGGGCUCCCAACAUAACAUAGUUCUUUUUUCUUUUUUCAUUAUCUUUGCUGAAGCUCUUCAUUCGCAUACCAGAUAAACGUUCGUGUCACCGUCUUCUACUUGGAACAUUACUGACUUUAUUUUCAUGUGUGUUAGCAAACGACAUCAAGUACAAAGUACAACUCACUUCCAAUCAUUGGAAGUCAUGUAGUCCUCAGCAUGGACAUUAUCCGCCUGCGGAUCAAGGUAGAUCAUCAAAUUGUAUAAGUAACUCUCGCAUGAACCGGUGUUCGAUCCUAUGAAUCAUCAGCUUGCCUUUCAUUCACCAUCUUAUUAGUAGGAUGAAAUAAAAGUGCCGCUGAUGAGGGGUCGUUCUGAGAUUAUACGGUUAUAUGAACUUGAUCUGGAUAAUACCAGCGAAAGGAUCAUGCUCUUCCAUUCCGUCCUCAUGGACGUCACUAAUCUCUCACAGGUAAAUUAACUUUCCAAAAUAUCGAAAAUGGCACCACCAUCCGCAGUCGAGGCAAAUUCUCCCAUCGACGGAGUUCAUUUGAAAUCCGCCUUUGACGUCAAAGCUGUUCCUGCUCAGGCUGCUACCCAAGGCAAAACACUUGCUGAACUUGCUGAGAAAUGGGAUCAAGGAUUUACCUUUGCUCCUAUCCGUGAGUCACAAGUCUCGCGUGCUAUGACUCGCCGUUACUUCAAAGAUCUUGAUACAUAUGCCGAGUCUGAUAUUGUCAUCGUUGGUGCCGGAUCUUGCGGUCUAAGCACUGCAUAUAUGCUCGGCAAGGCUCGUCCAGAUCUCAAAAUUGCCAUCAUUGAGGCUUCUGUCUCUCCUGGUGGUGGAGCUUGGUUGGGAGGACAACUAUUCAGUGCUAUGGUUAUGCGAAAGCCUGCCGAUGCUUUCUUGAUUGACCUUGGUGUUCCAUUCGAAGAUGAAGGAGAUUUUGUUGUGGUCAAGCAUGCCGUAUGUUUUAUUCUUCGCAUCAUUCAACUUACCUCUAUAUAUUCGCUCAAAUUAAAUAACGGCGCUAACAAUUGGUGACCAAUAGGCUUUGUUCACUUCCACUCUUUUGUCCAAGGUUCUAGCCUUCCCGAACAUCAAAUUGUUUAAUGCAACCUCAGUUGAGGAUCUCAUCACACGUCAAACUGCCGAUGGUAACAUCAGAAUUGCUGGUGUAGUUACAAAUUGGACAUUGGUUACAAUGCAUCAUGAUGAUCAAAGUUGCAUGGACCCAAACACAAUCAAUGCUCCUAUCGUCAUUUCAACCACUGGUCAUGAUGGUCCAUUUGGUGCAUUUUGUGUCAAGCGUCUUGUAUCCAUGAAUCAAAUCAAAGAACUCGGUGGAAUGAGAGGUCUUGAUAUGAAUGUAAGCAUAAGGUUUUUUGUCCUAGACUAUGUUCUUUCUAAUUUCGUCUCUCUACUACUGAUGCAUCUAUUUCUCUACUCUGCAGUCGGUUCUUAGUAGAAAUUUAUUGACUCAGAUGUCAUAGGUCGCUGAAGAUGCCAUUGUCAAGAAAACCAGAGAAAUUGUUCCAGGUUUGAUUGUUGGAGGUAUGGAAUUAUCCGAGGUUGAUGGUGCAAAUCGUAUGGUAUGUCAUUCAACUAAUCAUUACUUCGCAUCACAAUUCUAACAUGAGUUUUUACCAUAGGGUCCUACCUUCGGUGCAAUGGCACUCUCUGGUGUAAAAGCCGCUGAAGAAGCUUUGAAGGUUUUCGAUGAGCGUAAAGCACAAAAUGCCUACUAGGCCUAUGUAUUUCGUGUGUUGGGAAGAACACAAAUCUUAGUCUAUAUACGAGACUACCAAAGUACAUGAAUUAAAUAGCACAACGAAUAUGAUUAUUUGCUUACAAUCGUCUUGAACAUGUUUCA
Molecule: messenger RNA, 1950 nt
Organism: Sclerotinia trifoliorum
Lineage: Eukaryota; Fungi; Ascomycota; Leotiomycetes; Helotiales; Sclerotiniaceae
Source: the annotation of a GenBank genome assembly